Leptopilina heterotoma is the source of this 374-nucleotide messenger RNA. RefSeq lists its product as uncharacterized. Lineage: Eukaryota; Metazoa; Arthropoda; Insecta; Hymenoptera; Figitidae. The record is from RefSeq and is a predicted model, not a curated record. The transcript is spliced from 3 exons. The coding region runs from base 4 to 336 and encodes 110 amino acids.
GAAAUGGAACAAAGAAAUAAAGACAUUUGUCCUGCGUUUGCCGAAUUUGUGAAGCAUGGUAACAAAACUUGUCAGACGUUUUGCACUGAUGAAGGCCUGAAAAAUAAAAGCGAAUGUAUCGUAGUAACUUUAAAUCCAGGAGCUUGUUAUUGCAAACAGUCAGCUUUUAGAGUUCCCUCUGUUAAUCAAUGUAUUUCUCGUGAAGAAUGUGUAAGAAGACUGAAUGAGAAGAAAAAUGCUGAACGUAAACAACUUGGAAUUGGAGGCAGAGUAAGGAAGUAUUACACAAAUGUUAAACAGAAUGUAAAAUCAUUUUGGAGAAAAUUUUUUGGAUAAAGGAAUUAUUUUCUUAAUAUUUUAAUGAAUCUUAUAAU